AGUCUACACUCGAGGAGCCGCCCUCUCUAUUCCGCCAAGAUCUACUAGGGUUUGUUCUCAGGAAAUGGCGCCGCCGCAGCCCAAGACUGGGCUCUUCGUCGGACUGAACAAGGGUCACGUCACCACCAAGAAGGAAUUGGCUCCUCGCCCUUCUGACCGCAAAGGCAAAACGAGCAAGAGGGUUCACUUUGUGAGGAACCUGAUCAGGGAAGUUGCUGGGUUUGCUCCAUAUGAGAAGAGGAUCACUGAGCUUUUGAAGGUCGGAAAGGACAAGCGUGCUCUUAAGGUCGCCAAGAGGAAGUUGGGUACCCACAAGAGGGCCAAGAAGAAGAGAGAGGAGAUGUCUAACGUUCUCCGCAAGAUGAGGUCUGGUGGUACCACCGAGAAGAAGAAGUAAGCUGUCUGUUAUGGUCAUGGAAAUUUUAUUUUUGAACUGUAGUUUUCUUGCAGUGGAUAUUUGGUGAAGAACUGUUAGACCAUUGUAAGGGGCGUGUAAUUUUUAUUGCCAUUUUAAGACCAUUUGGUUUUUCUAAGCAGAGGAUAUUUGGUUUAGUCGUAUUAAUCUGCUAUGAGCCACUGAAUUACUGGGGUAGUUUCGAUUGGUUGCUAUGUUGGUGGCUAUACCUGACGGCUUUAUUUUAUGAAACUAGCAGUGCAUUCCAG
Fragaria vesca subsp. vesca is the source of this 663-nucleotide messenger RNA. Its product is annotated as 60S ribosomal protein L36-2-like. Gene Ontology annotation, molecular function: structural constituent of ribosome. The transcript is spliced from 3 exons. Gene Ontology annotation, biological process: cytoplasmic translation. The record is from RefSeq and is a predicted model, not a curated record. Gene Ontology annotation, cellular component: ribosome; cytosolic large ribosomal subunit. Bases 65 to 397 code for a protein of 110 amino acids. Lineage: Eukaryota; Viridiplantae; Streptophyta; Magnoliopsida; Rosales; Rosaceae.